Molecule: messenger RNA, 7846 nt
Organism: Symsagittifera roscoffensis
Lineage: Eukaryota; Metazoa; Xenacoelomorpha; Acoela; Convolutidae
Product: sodium channel protein 1 brain-like
Exons: 25
Coding region: 1407-7385 (1992 amino acids)
Biological process (GO): sodium ion transmembrane transport; neuronal action potential; membrane depolarization during action potential
Cellular component (GO): plasma membrane; voltage-gated sodium channel complex
Molecular function (GO): voltage-gated sodium channel activity
Source: RefSeq, a predicted model, not a curated record
GAGCAGGGCAAAGAGAGCAGGCUGGUCGGGAGGGAGAUUAAUGGUCCUAAUGUCGUUACUUCCUUACAGUUUCCUCUCUUUCUUCCAUUUCUCGCUUCUUUCUUAGUUCUUCUUACGCCGGUUGCUCUUACCAACUAACUGGUAGCAGCUAACCCAACCAACCAAUCCUAUCCGGUCUUGUUCGGUGCGCUGCUGCUGCUGCUGCUUUACUGCUAGCUGUGCCCUUCUUUUUUCUCUUCCUUUUUUCUUUGUUUCUAAUUUUUCUCCUCGCCACCUAUCUACAUCUCUCUUUCUCCUCCGCCGCUCUCUUCAUCAUUUGGCCCAAUGGCCCUUUUUUAGGAUGCGAAAAAGAUAUGAGCUAUUUUAUUAGAUUGAAGAAAGCGAAGCUAAUGUGUGUGUAUGUGUUUAUUGUGUCUCAAUGUCCGCUCCUUGUUCUUGUGUGUUGUGUCGUGUGAAGGAAUGCGAGCGAAAAGAUAGCUUUUUGUUCUAAUUCUGUUCCAAUUCAAACAAUUCAUCUCCAAACUUUCAAUAUCCCUUACACGCUAUUUGCUGUUCUUUCUCUUCGUUUUUUUCUCAAUCUUUUUUUACCAUCCAACUCAGUGAGCGGUGGCGUUAUUAUCCUGCAUACUAAUACUAGUGUUGUUAUUAUUACUAUCGGUGCUGACUUGCGGUGGAUCGUUUAUUGUUAUUAUUUUUCUUUUUUAAACAGUUUAAACUCUCCACCAGAAUAUUUUUCCACUUCAAAUUGCUGGUGAUCCUAUAGCUGUGUGGCUAUUUCAUGCCAUAUUCGCUUACUUUUUCGCAAUUCCAUCUACAAACAUAAAUCACCAGUUUGCUUGCUAACUUUUGAAUAUCGGUAUAAUUUACCACGCUGGCUUUUAUGGCACAUAAAACGGAGUUAUUUAUUGCUUUUUUUAAGAUCAACUAAUUUAUUGUUUUAGAUUUAGUUUAACAGUCUGCAAGUCGGAUUACUUUCAGUCAACCGAUCUGAAUCCCAUUUAGGUCAUUUGGGCGUGAAAUGGUUAAAACUUAGCGACCGGACGUGAACAAAGAAAGUUGGAAAAUAGCAAGCGCGGAAACAUUCUCUUUUGCGUCGCGAUGGCCACCCGAAAAUUUCGCUGCUUUGGACAUUCGCGACUGAAAAAUAACCGAAGUCAAGUUCCCAUGCACCUUUAAUACUCAUUGCAUACUUUUCGAAAUUUCUUCCAGCCAGUCAGCUUACGUCAGCCAAUUUCUUCUGGGCGAAAUCCUGCUUGUUGUUACCGAGAAAAUAUUAUUGAGCAAUUUUUGUUAUAAUUGUGCUCCUCGACAUUCGAGGCGUAAUAGUUUUACUUGUAUUUCUUGACCACACUUUUUUGAGCUUUUUAUUUCUCAUCAGUAAUCAAAUUUCGAAUCAGAUUGCAAACAUGACAAACAACGCCUCAGCUUCAGUUGACGGCGACCCAUUUCUAAAUAUAGAAACCCACUCUCAUAUCAAACCCCUGACACGCGAUGCCCUUCGCAAAAUGCACAAAGCGGCAGUCGGGCCCAACUCGCUGGUGAACUCGAGUGGCGCCGAAGAACACAACGAGCACUCGCGAGUCAACAAGAGCAUCUCCAACUCCCUCGCCGUUCCGGGCACGCAACCUGGCGGCAGCGGUGGCGAAUUCCCACCAAGAUUAUCCAUCAGCCAGCGGAGUUUAUCAAUCGCGCUGGCGUUGGAGGCGCAGCAUCGUGCACAGAAUGAGAGCAAGACGUGUGGGUGUUUUCCCCCCUUAUGUGCGACUGAGGGCGCUGAUCAUGCGUUGGAGGAGGACAGACCCAAUGCGGACCUGGACGAGGGUAGGAACCUACCCUCGAUCUACGAACCCCUUUCAGCAGAAAUGGAGGGCAUUCCUCUUGAGGAAAUUGACGCCAACAGGAAGCGACAGAAAACAUUCGUCAUCAUCAGCAAACGCAUGGGCAAGCACUCGAUCUACCGAUUCAGCGCUACCAGGGCCCUCUUUUUGUUGGGACCCCUGGAUGUGGUGAGGAAGGGGGCUCUGUUCGUGGCCACCAACCAGUGGUUCGACGCCGUCGUCAUCCUCUGCAUCCUCAUCAACUGCGUCUUCCUAGGACUCAGUAACCAGGUCAAGGUCGCCGAGUAUGUGUUCCAGGCCUUCUACACGAUCGAGAUGAUAAUAAGAGUGACAGCCAGAGGCUUCGCUCUCAACAGAAACACAUACCUGCGCGAUCCCUGGAACGUGCUCGAUUUUGCAGUCAUCAUUAUAGGUUACGUCAUCAUCGUGAUGGAGGAGACGAACAGUGGGCCGAAUAUGUCCUUCAACGUGUCCUCUUUGCGCACCUUCCGAGUGCUGCGUGCCUUGAAGACCAUCUCAGUCGUACCAGGUCUUCGGACGAUAGUGAAUGCACUGUUGAAAUCUCUCCGGAUGUUGAUGGAGGUGAUGGUUCUCACUCUCUUCUGUCUCUGUGUGGCCGCCCUGCUCGGCCUCCAACUGUACAUGGGAGUACUACGCAACAAGUGUGUCCUCAAUGCACCCAAACCCCUGAACCACUCAGAGUAUGACUCAUGGAUCAAUGAUGAAUACAACUAUUACCUCCUGUCCAGCAUCGCAGCGCCUCAGCUGUGUGGAAACUACUCCUACUACAUCCCAGUGUGUCCGAAGAAUUACACGUGUAUAGAGGUGGGCGAUAAUCCGAACAGUGGCUACACAAACUUCGACACGUUCGGCUGGGCCAUGAUGACCUCCUUUCAACUCAUUACACUCGACUUCUGGGAAAACGUCUACGACUACCUGUUGCGUGCAGCUGGCCCCUGGCACAUCUCCUUUUUCAUAAUCCUCGUUUUCUUUGGCUCCUUCUACCUCAUCAACCUCAUGCUGGCUGUGGUGACCAUGUCCUACGAAGAGGAGAGCGACUCGGUCGAAAAAGAAGAAAAGGAAGAGCAGGAGACCAAAGAGCAAAUGGAACAACUGUCUAAGUGGAAGAAACAAGAACAAGAAAAAGCUGCUGCAGCUGCCGCUCUCAUUGCUGCUGGAGGCGCCGCCACCGGUUUGAAUCCAGGCGGGAAUCGUAAGAUUUCGACUGGCAGAAAAAUUUCGAAGAGUUUUGGUGAGGAAAGUGACAAAGAAGGAACUAGAAAUCGAAAAACGAAAUCGAGCACCGUCUCGGAACCCGGUGACAUAGCGGGUGCCGCCGCUGCAUCCUCGGAUCUUGCCUCCUCAAAAACAAAGAAUAGCAUCAAGGGGUCGCAAGAUAAACUAGCCGACAGCGAAAAGGCUCAAGCGAAAAGAAACAGCUGGUCGAGGUUUAAAGAGUCCGGCAAGAGGGGUUCCGAAGGGGGUGCUUUGGGCGAUACUAUUGAUGAAGGUAUUGGGGACGAUGGGGAGGAAGAAGAUCUGGACUUCGAAGACGACGAUGACGAUGAAAGCAGCCAGGGUCUCCCAGAAGAUCCUCAGAAACAGUUGGAGCGAUUGAAUUCUAUGUGGUGUUGUGGCAAUGGCUGCACCAAGGGCUGCUGUGGAUGUUGCGGGCCACCCGACACCAACAGAUGGCUCCCGGUACAACUUGUUGUCUACAAGUGGGUCACAGACCCCAUUUUCGACAUAAUUGUCACUCUGCUAAUCGGGCUGAACACUCUAUUCUUGGCUCUCGAUUACCACAACAUGCCAGCUACUCUGGAAGAAGUUCUGGGAUGGGGAAAUCAAAUUUUCACCGCUUUCUUCAUGGUAGAAGCGCUUCUGAAGAUAAUAGCGAUGGGCAGCGAGUACUUCAAGAACAGCUGGAACGUGUUCGACUUUGUGAUUGUUCUGUUCAGUAUUCUAGAGGUCAUUAUAUCGGCGGUGUUUCGUAACGACGGGUUCGAUGGACUUACCAUCCUACGAGUACUUCGAUUGAUGAGGGUGUUCAAACUGGCUCGCUCUUGGGCUACAAUGCGGGUUCUGCUGGCCAUCAUCUGGAGUACUAUGGGCGCUUUGGGUAAUCUGACUCUGAUUCUGGUCAUCGUGAUCUACAUCUUCGCUGUGAUAGGCAUGCAACUAUUGGGAGACGGAUACACGCAGAUGAAAUGGGACGAACUGGGCGACCCGCUGCCUCGGUGGAACUUCAGCAACUUCUUCCACUCCUUCAUGAUGGUGUUCCGCAUCCUCUGCGGAGAAUGGAUCGAGGCCCUGUACGACUGCAUGCGGGCCAAGGGAGAGAUACUCUGCAUGGCCAUCAUCCUCUCCACUCUCAUCAUCGGAAACUUCCUCGUGUUGAAUCUGUUUCUGGCGUUACUUCUGAACAAGUUCAACCAGGAGAACCUGAAGAAAGAGCAGAAGAAGGAACGAAGUCUCAAGGUUGGUUGGAAGAGACUGCAGGGUUUGCUGAAGAAGAACACGAGGGUACAACCCAGACUGCUGGACGUCAUUAAUGCAGCGAAGACUGCCACAGGACAGGACAAUGGAGGCGGAGACGGGAGUGGCAGUGAUCCACAGCAAACGAUCAGUCCCCUUCUGAUGGCUUUACGAAGAGCUAAAGCCGAGGGCCGACUCGAUGACGUCAUUGAAAACACAAACGACCCUGGAAACGAGUCAAUGAUGCAUGGCGCCGACAACCAGUCCAAUGGACAUGUCAGAUCCUUCAAAUCUUCUUCUGCUGCAACACGAAACGGCACCGACAACUCGAGUUCGGGACUUGGCCGAGCGUCGCAGAUCUCUCGGGACAACCGCGGCGGUCACCGAGUCUCGUUCCAAAAGCAGGAUGAAGACGAAAAGGACAGUAUUGGCGACUCGUCGGCAGAAGUAGAAUUGGUAGACUGCUUUCCGGAAGCACUUACGACUAACUGUUCGGGAUACACGACUCUUCUGGAUUCGAGUACUGUGGGUAAAGCGUGGAUUGAACUGAGGCGAAGAUGUUUCAACAUUGUAGACCACCGUUUCUUUGAGUGGUUCAUUCUGGGCUGUAUUCUCAUCAGCAGUAUAUCAUUGGCGUUUGAAGAUAUCUACCUGAAGCAAAGGCCGACCUUGGAGUCGACUCUGGUGUACAUGAACUACUGCUUCGUCUUCAUCUUCUCAACGGAAAUGCUGUUGAAGUGGCUGGGACUGGGAUUCACAGUCUACUUCACCAAUGGCUGGUGCUGUCUAGACUUCCUUAUCGUACUCGUGUCCAUAAGUGGUAUCGUGGUUGAGAACGUAGCUAACGUGGAGAGUCUGGACGCCUUCCGAUCUCUCCGGACCCUCCGAGCACUCAGACCCCUUCGAGCCAUAUCCCGCUGGCAGGGCAUGAAGAUAGUGGUGAAUGCACUGGCCUCUGCCAUCCCCUCCAUCCUCAAUGUGCUCCUGGUUUGCAUAGUGUUCUGGCUCAUCUUCAGCAUCAUGGGAGUGCAGCUGAUGAAGGGUCGUUUUUACGCCUGCUACGAGAGAGCCUCAGGGGACAUGUUGGAGUGUGGAGACUUCCCGGAUGUGGAGAUGACGAGAGAGUGGUGUGAGAACCACACGGAGUACAGGUGGACCAACCAGAAGGUCAACUUCGACAACGUCCUAGCCGGAUAUCUGGCUCUGUUCCAAGUGGCGACGUUUGAGGGUUGGAUGGAGGUGAUGGCUGCUGCGACUGACAUCACAGACUAUGACAGACAGCCCUGUUUGGAGUCAAAUAUCCUCAUCUACCUCUAUUUCAUCUUCUUCAUCAUCUGCGGCUCCUUUUUCACCCUCAACCUCUUCAUCGGAGUCAUCAUCGAGAACUUCAACCGACUCAAGAAAAAGUAUGAUGGAGAGGGCCCAGUGGACAUUAUGCUAACUGAAACUCAGAGGAACUACUACAAUACUUUGAAGCGCCUAGGAGCACGCAAGCCCAAAAAGACUGUGAAACGACCCAAGUUCCACGGUCAUGAAGAUUGGAACCAGAUCCUAGCGUUCUUCUUUGACAUUUCGACCUCGACCAAGUUUGAGAUAGCGAUAGCCAUAGUGAUUCUGUCGAACAUGAUCACUAUGGCCAUGGACCACUACAAGAUGAGUGACAUCUGGAACUAUGCGCUGUUCUGUCUCAAUAUCAUGUUCACCACCAUCUACUCCCUCGAGUGUAUUGUGAAGAUAGUGGGACUGAGGCAGCAGUACUUCCUCUACGCCUGGAAUAUAUUCGACUUCAUCAUCGUACUCGUCUCAAUCACAGACAUAGUGAUAGAGGCGGUGGUCGACAGUAAGACCAUGUUCCUGAAACCCGGGACCCUCCGAGUAAUCAGACUGUUUCGAAUAGGACGCGUGCUUCGACUCAUCAAGGCGGCCAAAGGUAUCCGGAAACUCUUGUUUGCCUUCCUGAUUUCAAUCCCCGCUCUUUUCAACAUCGGCAUGCUUCUCACAUUGAUGCUGUUCAUCUACGCACUUAUCGGCAUGUCGCUCUUCGGCUACACGAUACACAACGGGAUGCUGAACGACCGUGUGAACUUCGAGACAUUCUCGAGUUCAAUGACCCUUCUCUUUCGACUGAUGACGUCAGGAGGUUGGAAUGAGAUCCUGGAAGCUCUUAUGGUCGAUAACGAGACGACCGACUGCGACCCUGACAUGGCCAUGGCCGGAAUCGCGGGCAACUGCGGUGUGAAAUGGGCGGCCGUCGCAUACAUGGUCAGUUUCCUACUUGUGACGUUUCUGAUUGUGAUCAACAUGUACAUUGCUGUCAUUUUGGAGAACUUCAACCAAGCGCAUCAACAAGAAGAAAUCGGAAUUACAGAAGAUGACCUUGAAAUGUUUUACUCUGUCUGGCAGAGAUAUGAUCCCCAAGCUACCGAGUACAUACACUACCUGUUGCUACAGGACUUCUGCGAUGACCUUGACCCCCCGUUUAGGCUGCCGAAGCCAAAUGGUAUUAAAAUUGUGACUCUGAAACUGCCGAUAAACCAGGACGAAAAAGUACACUGUCUUGACAUUCUGAAAGCACUUGUUAAGAGUGUAAUAGGAGAUUUUGACGACAGUGAGCAACUAACCGAACUGCAAGGAAAGAUUGAAGAGAAGUUCAAGGAAAGUUUCCCGAAUCUGAAGAUCAAAGAAAUAAAAUCGGAUACUUUCAGACGAAAGCAGGAAGAUCAUGCUGCUAGGAGAAUCCAAAAGGCAUGGUUCCAUCACAAGUUCAGACAAAAUAUUCGGAGAGUUUCUUCUACUUAUAAAACCCUGCAGUUGAACCGAUCUAAUAUGCCGUCGGGAAUUGAAUCCGAUUCGAACUCGGUGAAUAGCCGAAGCAAUUAUCCGGAAACAAUGAGUGACCAACCGGGUAAUACGACACAACCCGAGAUUAGUAUCAUUCAAGCACCGGGACCAUCUUCGCCUACUAACUUCUCUACCCCUCUAAUUAAUAAAACUCCCGCAACACCUAGAGUCUCAAAGAAACCCAUAGCACCACCUGACCCCAAAACCAACCCUGGCACCCUUUCGAUAUGAAAAUAAUUUCAGUUUGGUUGUGAAAAAAAAUAACCCAACUGGAGAUCUUAGUGCAAUACGAGAAAGCUGGCAAUUCCCCUUUUAUCGUCCUAAAUCGGUGCUAGUUUCAACCCGAAAACCACAACCCGAAACAGUUGCAGGCAUGAUUAAUUAUCGGCCAAGUGACCGUCGGCAAAACUCUUCUAUGACUGGAAACAUACUCGAGUCACAGGCAGUUACGAUAACAAAAAAACUCCUUUUGAGGCCAUCAUUUUGUUAAAUUUCUCUUUUUUCUUCUCAUCUGUCUUUUCUCACUCAUUCGUGCCUUAAUCUUCCCUAAAAUGUAGCAGUUACUGAAUAAUCGGAGUGGAGGAAGGUUAUCAUUAACCCACCAGUUAAAAAAGAUCAGUGAAAAAAAUCGGCAAAAAUUGAUGGAGUGCAUUUUGGGUGCUACACAUCAUGGCAUUCUUCAUUUCUUCAUG